This is a messenger RNA of Neltuma alba, 1503 nucleotides long. Its product is annotated as UDP-glycosyltransferase 73C4-like. NCBI's taxonomy places the organism in Eukaryota, Viridiplantae, Streptophyta, Magnoliopsida, Fabales, Fabaceae. The record is from RefSeq and is a predicted model, not a curated record. Bases 1 to 1503 code for a protein of 500 amino acids. The transcript has a single exon. Gene Ontology annotation, molecular function: UDP-glucosyltransferase activity.
AUGACGCAGCAGAAGAAGCUUGAGAAUCAGCUUCACCUUGUUUUGAUUCCUUUUAUGACCCCAGGUCAUCUUCUUCCCAUGGUGGACAUGGCUACAUUGUUGGCUCGCCAGAAUCUGAUGAAGGUGACCAUAGUCACCACACCUCUUAAUGCAGUUCGAGUCAGAGCCACCAUUGACAGAGAGAUCCGGUCUGGUUCAUCUAACCUUCAUAUUCAACUCUUUCAGUUCCCAAAUGCUGAGGCUGGUUUGCCUGAGGGAUGUGAGAGUUUCGAUGCCUUACCUUCCACAGAUCUUCGAUUUAACUUCAUGAAAGCUGUGCUUAUGUUGCAGAAGCCACUUGAACAAGUCUUUGAAAAGCUUAAUCCAACUCCGACCUGCGUCAUGUAUGACCCUUAUGUUCCUUCUGCAGCUUCUGCUGCUAAGAAAUUCAGAGUUCCAGGAAUAACAUUCGAUGGAACUAACUGUUUCAAAAUGCUGUGCAAUCAUAAUCUGCAAAGUUCCAAGGUGUACAAGGACGUGUCUGAUUCAGAACCAUUCUUUGUCCCUGGAUUGCCCCAUAAGAUGUCGUUUAAAAGAUCUCAGCUUCACCCAUUUUUUAAUGUCACCACGAAGCCUGACGAAGAGUAUCGUGACAAAGUAUGGGAAUCUGAAAAAGAAGCAUUUGGGGUGAUAGUGAAUAGCUUUGAAGAGUUGGAACCUGAGUACCUGAAAGAAUACAGAGAAGUCACAGGAAAGAAGGUUUAUUGUAUUGGUCCUGUGUCCCUAUCCAACAUGGACAAGGCUCAAAGAGGCAAGAUAGAGUCCUCCAACGAAGAAGAACAAGAUAAUGACUGCUUAAAAUGGCUUGAUUCAUGGCCUGCAAGAUCUGUAAUCUAUGUUUGCCUUGGAAGCUUAAACUGUGUACCACCAGAACAACUGAUGGAGCUAGGUUUAGGACUGGAAGCCACAGACAGACCAUUCAUUUUGGUGCUGAGAGGAGCAUACAAAAGAGAAGAAAUGGAGAAUCUACUGAAGGAAGAUGGAUUAGAGGAGAGAGUGAAAGGAAGAGGACUCAUAAUAAGAGGUUGGGUGCCUCAAGUUCUGAUACUGUCACACAAAGCCAUAGGAUCAUUCUUAACACACUGUGGAUGGAACUCAACACUUGAAGGGAUCAGUUAUGGAGUGCCAUUAAUAACAUUUCCUAUGUUUGCUGAACAAUUUUAUAACGAGAAGGUUGUUGUGGAGGUGUUGCAGACAGGUGUGAAGGUGGGAGCUGAGAGUACUAUGAAUUUUGGGGAAGAAGAGAAUUAUGGUGUGAAGGUGAAAAGGGAGAAAGUGAAGGAGGCUAUAGAGAAAGUGAUGGGUGAAGAAGAUGAAGAAAGUGAAAGGAUAAGAGAAAGAGCAAGGAAUUAUGCAGAGAAAGCAAAGAAGGCAGUGGAGAAAGGUGGAUCCUCUCGUCUGAAUAUGUCAGUUCUGAUUCAAGACAUGAUACAACAGCGACAGGUCAUAGGAUUUAAUAAUUGA